AUGAUUACUACUUAGAUUAGUAUAAAAAUAGCUAUGUUACUAUUUAUUCCAAUUAUUAUGAAGAGGGUAGUCUUUCAAAAUAUCUUUAGAAUAAUAAGUUAAUUAAAUUUUAAAAGUAAUAAAUUGCUUUUAAAAUAAUUAAAGGGCUUUAACAACUGCACUCACAUUCAAUCAAUCAUCUUGACUUAAAAAUUCAAAAUAUUGUCAUUUAAAAAUCAUAAUCAGGUGAAUAAAUUAAUCCAAUUAUUAUUGAUUUUGGAGCUUCUGUUGUAAAUUUAAAUCCUUUAAAUUUAAUCUAUGCAAAAAAAUAAGAAAAUAUAGCAUUUUAAUAGAUUUAAUUUCAUACUCCCUCUUAUAGAAUUCCUGAAGACGAGGUUGAUAGUAGAUCAGAUAUAUUUAACUUAGGUAAAAUUAUAUUAGAAAUAUAUUCUAAUUCUGGUUUGGGUCUUCUUCAAGACUUUUAGAUAGAUACUUCUCUUUUAAAAAAAGACGAAAUAUCAAACUAAUUAUUGA
Tetrahymena thermophila SB210 is the source of this 513-nucleotide messenger RNA. Its product is annotated as transmembrane protein, putative. Lineage: Eukaryota; Ciliophora; Oligohymenophorea; Hymenostomatida; Tetrahymenidae. The record is from RefSeq and is a predicted model, not a curated record. The transcript has a single exon.